Phytophthora nicotianae INRA-310 is the source of this 333-nucleotide messenger RNA. RefSeq lists its product as hypothetical. Lineage: Eukaryota; Oomycota; Peronosporomycetes; Peronosporales; Peronosporaceae. The coding region runs from base 1 to 333 and encodes 110 amino acids. The record is from RefSeq and is a predicted model, not a curated record. The transcript has a single exon.
AUGAGAGGUCCGAAGGUGAUCGACAGUGGAACAAGGAGGGGCUCUAUCUACGACGACGUAAGCCACGAUUUGCGUUCAAGAAGCGCAAAUCCCAGACGGAGAACCAACGACCACCUCUCUCCAAUAGAGCGAUCAAGGUGUAACUAUGAGCGAUCAAGGGAGCCCGAUCGCGAUCAACGUUCAGAUUGGCGAUCAGCGAUCUACGUGAAGAUCAGCGGUCUAGAUGGUGAUCGACAAUCAACAUGGAGAUCGGUGAUCAAGACGCAGAUUGGCAAUCAAGGGGUUGAUCGGUCGUUCAAGCCGCAGAUCGGCGAUCAAGAUGCAGAUCGAUGA